Molecule: messenger RNA, 3106 nt
Organism: Ceratina calcarata
Lineage: Eukaryota; Metazoa; Arthropoda; Insecta; Hymenoptera; Apidae
Product: zinc finger protein ZIC 4
Exons: 3
Coding region: 691-2166 (491 amino acids)
Biological process (GO): regulation of transcription by RNA polymerase II
Cellular component (GO): nucleus
Molecular function (GO): RNA polymerase II cis-regulatory region sequence-specific DNA binding; DNA-binding transcription factor activity, RNA polymerase II-specific
Source: RefSeq, a predicted model, not a curated record
UCGGUUCUCAGUCCCGCUGUGAGCGCAGCAAGGUACGCUACGAACUUUACGCUCUCCCUCGGUUCCGCGAUCUCCGCUGCGAAACGUUCGUUCCUCAUCGUUGACGUAAACAUCGUCGUCGCGUCGCCUCGCGUCGUUGUUACGAACAUGAGUCGCAAUGUCGAAAUCGCUCGGGAAUAGUUCCGGAACGCGACGACGAACAGACUUGACGCCGACGCGCGCGAUCGGACCGUCCGUUUAACGUUUAAUCGCAAGUGCAGUUCGAGUGGGGUCCGUGCGAAUGACGAGCGAAUCGUUUCUAGAGCGUCGAUGCCAUCGCACCGCGUCCGUUUGGGUUCGUCGAAAGAGAAGUGUUCGUUACCUGUGAGAAAAGGAGGAGCAGGAGGAAGAAGGCGAAGAGGAAGAACAAGAAGAAGAAGAGGAGGAAGGACGCGUGGAGGAGGUGGUGGCAGUGGAGAAGAGAAAUCGAAACGAGGAAACGAAUGGAAGGUGCGAAGUCGUGGGAACGGUGCGAACUGUAGCGCGGUAGCGAUCGCGAUUACGCGGACGGUGUGCAGGUAGACAACGCGUACGUCGAGUGCCGCGGCUAGGGAAGACAUGUUCGGUUCGGGCUCGAUAUAAUUGCGAACUGACAUCGGUACUGAAAACGGAAGCGGAAAGCGACCGUAGCUCGCAGCCCCGCCGGUCACGAUGAUGAACGCUUUUCUGGAUGGCGUCUCCUCGCACCCACACCAUUUGGCGAAUCUCGGCAUUAAACUGUCACCGAGCGGUGCCGGCUCGUCCGCGAGCUCCGCGGCGGACACCGGCUCGGGCGUACAACCGGCGGCACCGGGAGAGGCACCGUCCCAGCAGCAUCAUCACUUUCAUCCCCAAGGCUAUCCUCCUCAUCAUCCUCAUCCUGCGUCGCACAUGGCGCCGCACAUGGGCCAUCACAUGAGCCAUCAUCCCGGGUACGCGGCUCGCGAUUUCCUGUUGCGCCGCGAGCACGAGUUCAACGCCACAGCGAAUCCCACCACGCCGGAGAGCGGCCUCGGCUUGUUUACGCCGCUGCACCACGACGGGACCGGCGCCGCGAUGCAACAAUUCCCGCACCAUCCAAGCCAGCAUCCUCUCGCGGCGGGCCACUACCCGGGCCACUAUCCUCAGGACUCGAGGCUACCGCCGCCGCCGCAUCAUCACCAGUACUUGGCCCCACCGCAUCUGACGCCGGCGUCGAUCCAUCACCAACAGCAUCCCGCCGUCGGGCAUCCAGGUCAUCAUCCGCACGGAGCUUUCCUGAGAUACAUGAGGAGCAACGGAACCGGUGCCGGGAGCGGUGGCGGCAGCGCCGGCGGCGCGGCCGGCGGACAACGGCAGGAGAUGUCCUGCAUGUGGGUGGACCAAGACGCGCCGGGACCCGGAAGGAAGCUAUGCGGCAAGCUCUUCAACUCCCUCCACGAUAUCGUGACGCACCUCACCGUGGAACACGUGGGCGGACCCGAAUGCACCACGCACGCGUGCUUCUGGCAGGGAUGUUCGCGUAACGGCAGGGCUUUCAAGGCCAAGUACAAACUGGUCAAUCACAUAAGGGUGCACACCGGCGAGAAACCCUUUCCCUGUCCGUUCCCCGGCUGCGGAAAAGUCUUCGCCAGGAGCGAGAAUCUGAAGAUACACAAAAGGACGCACACCGGUGAGAAACCGUUCAAGUGCGAAUACUCCGGGUGCGAGAGGAGGUUCGCGAACAGCAGCGACCGCAAGAAGCACAGUCACGUCCACACGUCCGACAAGCCUUACAAUUGUCGAGUUUCCGGCUGCGACAAAUCUUAUACUCAUCCAAGCUCGUUGCGCAAGCACAUGAAGGUGCACGGCAUGACCCUAGGCGAGGGCAAAAUAGGAGGGGGUUACGAGAGCGAGGGCGAAGAGAGCAGCAGCAGCGGGGGUAGUUUGUCGGUGACCGGACACACGGAAUCUCCUCAACCGCCGGCGGUCGUCCCGACAACGACCGCGACCAACCCGCCACCUUCGAGUCAUCCUUCGAGCAGAGGCCCGGAACUGACCGAGUGGUAUGUCUGCCAGCCGCCGACGGUCCCUCCUCAGCACAGUCCGCUGCCGGGACCACCCCCGCCUCAUCAUCUCGGCCCGCACCAUUUCAACCCCUUGAUGCAUCACCAAGCUACUGCCUACUAAACGAAUCCAUCGCCAAUUUCUCUUUCGACAGUUCGCUCUUCGACGCACGUCGCUUUCCCGGAACCUACCAAGUCGGAAGAGGAGAGAAGUGCGAGCUAAUCCGAAGAAUGGAACAGCGUUCAUCGACGUUUCGGGGUUUCCACUCGCGACUUCUCGACGGAAUAGAGCCGCCAGCAUUCGAUCGUCCAUAAAUCAAUCAUCACAACUGAUCGGCCAAACCAAAAAAGACAAUUACCUCUAUCUAGAAUCUGGACGGUGGUGAGUCGUGGCGAUUGUACGAAGUGUACGCGUAAUCAAAGUGCCGGAACAGCGAUGUGGAUUCAGUGUUUUACUAUGUAGUCGUUGAAGCAUUCAAGACGUCGGAAGAGAAACAAACCGUGGUGCGGUGGACUCAUCGCGCAUUCUUCGACCAACCAAAAAUGAUGGCAACGGCAACGAUACGCAUUAGAAUUAGGGUAAGACGAAGCGACAACCGCGGGCCAUGGAGUACGGCUACGAGUUCCGGUUGAUCGGUCGUCAAAACAAAAACUUCAAGAGAAUCGCGCUAUUCUAUCUGUUGUAUAUAUAAUAUUAUAAUUAUCAUCGUGGCCGUCAUUGCUACUCGGUUGGAGCGGUCGAGCAGGAGACAACGGCGAAUAAGCGGGGACAAAUAUCUCGCUUGUAAAAUAUUGUAUUACUAUGAUAUUUCUGUUACGUGUGAUAACGUGUAAAUACGAAUACCGUGCAUGCCUGCGUGUGCGUAUGAAAGAAAAAGAGAGAGAGAGAGACGAAAGACGCUAUCGUAAUAGUAAUAAUCACUAUUACCACUAUUUCCGUUGUUUAAAUGCUUAGUUAGAUCGACCGAAGAGACGGAAAGCCCUCUAUCAUCGACCAUACCUGUAUCAUAUUAUAAUACCUAUUUGUUUUGCAAAGAUACGAAAUAUAUUGACGAUGCGACAUA